This is a messenger RNA of Toxoplasma gondii ME49, 1190 nucleotides long. RefSeq lists its product as hypothetical. NCBI's taxonomy places the organism in Eukaryota, Apicomplexa, Conoidasida, Eucoccidiorida, Sarcocystidae. The transcript is spliced from 2 exons. The record is from RefSeq and is a predicted model, not a curated record. The coding region runs from base 1 to 1149 and encodes 382 amino acids.
AUGCCUUUCCAUUUGCUAUGCGGUACGCCUGGGUUGAAACGAGCAUCUCAAGUACAGGAGAGCAUCAUCGAGCUAGCCACUCGAUUCAUCAGAACAUCCUUUCUCUGCAACGGGCGUUUCUUUGUUCCCCUUUGUCCAAGAAAAUAUCCACUUCAACAAGCAACAACAAUGGUCCCAUCAUCGGUGUGCCAAGAUGAGGUUCUUGAAACAUCAGCAGGUCAGCGCAAACUCAGCAGAAUACGAAUUCUUACCCCAGCUGAAAUGGCGACUCUCGGCUUCUACGCUCUCGUGAUGUUCCUUGGUCUGGGGGGCGCUGUAUUUUUCGCUGCGAGACAAAUCCAGGGCUACCGCCAUGGUUUCCUGCCGUACUACUUGGAUAUGCUUUUCGUGGUUUCCGCAUGUUCUUUGGUUUGUCACGUAUUCCUUGUUAAGCGGCGUCUCGACUACGACCUCUCAACCGUUCAACUCGCCGGCGUAAUUCCCUCUCCAAUGCACGAAUCCAGGAGUCUCGCAGGUUGUUUUUCUGCGUGUUUGAAUCGUUGUUCCCGGUUCUUUCACGCGUACACGGUCUUCCUGGCAUCCCUUUUCGUGGUCGCGGUGGUCCUGUUUGACCUCGCAACUGGCUACACAGUUUCUCAUUUCAGGCCCGCCCACCUUGCAAGGACGAUCUCGCUGGCGGCAUUUCAGUGCGUACUCGUUGGGCUGGCGUUCGCGUGGUUUCUGGUAGCCCUGUCUCUUUCCUCUAGCAAUAAGGAUGUGUCCUUCUCCCGCGGCUGCACAGGCAGAACACAAUCCAUUCACGACCGCAUCCAGUUGAGCGAAUCGCCCGCUGGUGAAGUUAUCGGUUCGCAGAAAGCUGUCCUCAACGAGAUUGCGGUAGAGAUGCUCGGGCGGGAAGACACCUCAUUCGGAGGGGCAAUGAAAAUAGGAUCUGUCGGCCAGUGGGGAACUGGCAGCGCAGCCAGCGAAGUCUCGACCACCUGUCCGUUUGCUCCAGGACGGGGAGGUUCUCCUCAGUGGGAAGAUUCAGCCGAUCCUUCCGAUGACAAUGAAGCGGGGUCCACUAGUGUGCAACCUUGUGUGAUUGGCGUUCCUUCUUUUGCUGUCGUACGCGCUACCCCCUCCUUGGCGCCCAGGAAUGAACAGUGAGUGCCCCAAAACCCUGGUGUUUCAUGUUGCGAUCGCAUCCU